Molecule: messenger RNA, 8167 nt
Organism: Pangasianodon hypophthalmus (striped catfish)
Lineage: Eukaryota; Metazoa; Chordata; Actinopteri; Siluriformes; Pangasiidae
Gene: golga3
Product: golgin A3
Exons: 24
Coding region: 251-4648 (1465 amino acids)
Source: RefSeq, a predicted model, not a curated record
CUCGGUGUUUGUGUGAAAUCCGUCCGGCUUGAACCAGGAACUUUUUGUCGCGAGACGGUGUUGUUUCCAGCCGGACGAUGAUCCGUGACGGAACCCAAACAGCCACGUAGCUGGAGCAGGGAGGAGAGCGUCGGAACGCCUCGACAGGUGACGAGUGAGACAUGCAGUGAGACAGGAGAGAGAGACAGACAGUGGAGACGUCGAGCCUGUUCAUGGAUGUCGGAGCAGAACCGUACAAACUCGUACAAAGAUGGAGAACGGAAACACAGACGCAGCAUCAGCGGAGAUCAACACCAUCAGCACCAUCAACACCACACGGGCGGGAGGAGACGGCGAGACGAGCGCGGUGAAGUCAGGAGAAGAACCGCACGCUGAGGAGAGCAUCCCAAACGGUCACGUUGGAGUCGAGCCGAUGGAGAACGGAGAGGUUCAGGGAGAGACAGGAAGCAGCAGCUCGUCUCGCGUGUCACUUCCUGCCUCACUUCCCGUGUCACUUCCUGGUGCAGGUGUGGCUUGUUUCCCUGACAGCGUAGAGAAGCCUGAGGGCGCGGCACUGCAGUCGCUCAGACUAAGUAUCCCAAUGCAGGAGACGGAACUGUCGAGCGAGCCGUCUCUGGAGAUGGAGAACGAGGAGAAGAUCCGCCUGGAGGCUCGGCGGCGUCUGGAGGAGCAGCUAAAGCAAUACCGCGUUCAGAGACACCGGGAGAGAUCGCAUCAUCGUUCGUCCCCUAAGUCUCGUCCCUGCAGUACCCUCGACCCGGAGCUCAUGCUGCACCCGGAAAUCUUGCCCCGCGCCUCCGCCGUCGCCAUGACGACAGAGUACUCGUUCCUGCGCACCAGCGUUCCCCGCGGACCCAAACUGGGCAGCCUGGGCAUCCCGGCUCCCAAAGACAGGAAGUCCAAAUCGUCACGAUCCGGAAAGAUCCACUCGCUCGCCGACUACAAAACCCCGGACACCGCCGGCGAGAAACCGUCAGCGUCCUCCGUCUCCGUCUCAGCGGUUACUGAGAUGAACACGAGCUCCGUCUCUACGCUGUCCGAGAUCAGCACGAGCUCCGUCUCCACGCUGUCCGAGAUCAGCACGAGCUCCGUCUCCACGCUGUCGGAAACCAGCGUCCUCGGCUCCGAAAACGGCGGGAGCGACGGGAACAAUGGAGCGAUAGAGCUCGCGUUAGCAGCUAGCAGGUCUACGGCGGGGAAGGAGGAAGAGGAAAUGGUCGUGGGGCGGUACCCCUCGCUGAGGGAGGUGCUACAAGCAGCCAAUGAGGAGCUGGAGCUGGAGAAGGAAGGCGGGGCCAACGAGGAGCUGGAGAGCGAGGGCGGGGCCGAGUCGCGCAGCCGCAGGGACAGCUUCUCCAGCACUGUGUCGUACGGGAGCUCAGUGAUGGGGAAUCACGAUGAGCUGCUGCAGGUGUUGAAGGAGAAGAUGAGGCUGGAGGGACAGCUGGAGUCUCUGUCCUCUGAAGCCAGUCAGGCUCUGAAGGAGAAGACGGAGCUGCAGGCGGAGUUAGCGGCGCUGGACGCUCGUCUGCGAGCUCAGUGUGAGGAGACGCGUCUGAGCUCGGAGCGUCAGGCGUCCCUGGCGUCGGAGGUGUCGUCGCUGCGCUCGGAGAGGGGCGGGCUGGAGCGAGCCAUGGCGGAGCUGCAGGGUCAGCUGGAGGAGAAGAACGCCGGCCUGGAGUCGCUCUCCAAAGACCUGCAGCUCGCCGAGCAGCAGUACCAGAGACUCAUGGGGAGGGUGGAGGACAUGCAGCAGAGCCUGAGCUCCAGAGACACCACGGUGAGUGAGUUGCGCCAGCAGCUGACCGGUCUACACGCACAGCUGCAGCAGGUGGAGGCUGAACGCGGUGCUCUGAACUCUCGGCUGCAGACGUCGCAGGCGGAGGUGCAGUCGCUGAAGCAGCUGCGCAGUUGGUACCAGCAGCAGCUCGCCGUCGCACAGGAAGCCCGAGUCCGGCUGCAGAGUCAGAUGGCCAACAUGCAGGCGGGUCACAUGACUCAGAUCGGCGUGCUGGAGAACCUGAAGAUCGAGAACGUCAGUCUGUCUCACCAGCUGACCGAGACCAAACACCGCUCCAUUAAAGAGAAGGAGCGCAUCGCCGUCCAGCUGCAGAGCAUCGAGGCGGACAUGUUGACGCAGGAAGCAGCCAUCCAGCAGAUCCAGGACGCAAAGUCGAUGGUGGAGAACGACCUGCAGCAUAAACUGGAGGAGUUUGAGGAGGAGCGAGAGCAGCUGCUGAGAGCGGCCAAUAAAUCUGCAGCACUCGAGAGGGAGCUAGAAGAGGUGAGAGUGUCUCUGUCCCAGAAGGAAGCUCAGCUCUCAGCGUUCCAGCGUGAGCACGUGGAUCUGAUGAAGAAGCUGACAGAGACUCAGGACGCUCUGCAGAGUAAAGAGCAGGCGCUGCAGCUGAUGGAGGCGCGCUACGAGCAGCUGCAGGCCGAGCUGGGCGAGCUGCAGGCCGACUCCUCCGCCCGUGACGAAGAGCUGCACUUCCUGCGCAACGAAAAGAUCGUCCUAGAGGUGGCGCUGCAGGCGGCGCGCGCCGAGAAGAGCCAGCUGGGCGACGGGGCCGAGAAACUCGGACAGGAAGUGCUGGACUCGUCUGAUGCACUCGAGCAGCUCAGACAGGAAGUGCAAGUCCAGGCCACACAGAUCGAGUCGUUACAGCAGGAGAACGUCUCUCUGAAGAAACAAGCACAGAAGCUGAAGGAGCAGUUCAACCAGCAGAAGGUGAUGGUGGAGGCGUACAGGCGAGACGCGGCCUCUAAGGAGCAGCUGAUCUCGGAGCUGAAGGCAACGAAGAAGCGUCUGCUGUCGGAGGUGAAGGAGCUGAAGGAGGAGGUGCAGCGGGUGGAGCAGGAGAAGAGGAGCGCCGAGCUGGAGCAGCAGCGCCUCCUGCAGGAGGUUCAGAGAGUGCAGCAGCAGAUGAGCAGCCUGGAGGAACAUCUGCAGGAGGUGCAGAGCGAGAGAGACCGGCUCGACACGCAGCUGCAGUCUGUACAGUUUGACCAGAACCAGCUCUCUGCAGUCACACAGGAGAACGAGGUCCUGAGGAAGAAGGUGGAGGAGAUGCAGGACGAGGCCAAGAAGGCGAUUUCGGAGCAGAAGGUGAGGAUGAAGAGGUUGGGAACGGACUUGACGAGCGCGCAGAAGGAGCUCAAGGCGAAACACAAGGCGUACGAGAACGCCGUGAGCAUCCUGAGCCGCCGCCUACAGGAAGCGCUGGUGGAGAAGGAGGCGGCCGAGGCGGAGCUAGUGAAACUCCGAGCGCAGGUGGACGAGGGCGGGAACAGCCAGGCUCUGCAGGCGAAGGUGGAGUCCCUGCAGGCGGAGCUGAACACCGUGCUCCAGAGUAAAGCCCUGCUGGAGAAGGAGCUGCAGGAAGUCAUCAGUCUGACCAGCGCCGAGCUCGAGGAGUAUCAGGAGAAGGUGCUGGAGCUGGAGGACGAGCUGCAGGAGUCGCGCGGCUUUAAGAAGCGAAUCCGCCGCUUAGAGGACGCGAACAAGAAGCUAGCGCUGGAGCUCGAGCACGAGAAAGGGAAGCUGACCGGACUCGGGCAAUCCCACAAUGCACUGCGGGAGCACGCUAACGUCCUCGAGGCUGCGCUAGCCAAGAGAGAAGCUGACCUGGUCCAACUCAACCUGCAGGUUCAAGCCGUGCUGAAGAGGAAGGAGGAGGAAGACCAGCAGAUGAGGAACCUGGUCCAGACUCUGCAGGCCGCUCUCGAAAAGGAGAAGAUCAAAGUGAAGGAGCUGAGCGAACAGGUGGCCGAGGCGAGGCUGGAGGCGGCUCAUAACCGCAGGCAUUACCGAGCGGCCGUGCUGGAGCUCAGCGAGAUCAGGAAGGAGCUUCAGGCCAAAGAGGAGCUGCUGAGAACCCUGCAGGAGGAGGCCAGGAGACUCGAAGCUCAGGACGCUCAGCGCUCUCAGGACGUGUCCCGCUUCGAGGCCGAGCUGGCCGAGGCACACGCACAGCUGCAGAUCUUACAGAAACAGCUGGACAGCGAGCUCAACAAGCAACCGCUCACUAACCAGGAGGUGGAGGAUCUGAAGUGGGAGGUGGAGCAGAAGCAGCGGGAGCUUGACGCACAGCGCCACCAGCUGGAACUCUCUGAGAAGUGCAACCAGAGAGAGCUGGACACUGUGCAGGAAACACUGCAGAGGGUGCGGGUGGAGCUGGAGAUGGUGCAGGAGGAGCUGAACAGCACCAGGAAGGAUAAGUUUGUGCUGCAGGCGAAGGUGGGCGAGCUGAGGAACAGCAUGAAGAGCCUGCUGCAGCAGAACACACAGCUCAAACAGGAGCUCAAACACACACGCACACACAAGCAGCGGAUGGAGGUGAAGUGUGACUCCGCCCCUUUGACUCCGGUGAAGAUUCCGGAUUGUCCGGUUCCUGCGUCGCUAUUGGACGAGCUGCUGAAGCCGGCCGCCUCCGUCAACAAGGAGCCGCUCAACAACCUGCACAACUGCUUACGACAGCUCAAGGAGGAGAUGGACAGUCUUCAGAAGCAGAUGGAGGAGCACACGGUCACCGUGGCGACGUGGGUCACGGCAGAGGAGGAGCUUCAGAGACUCGGUAUCCACGACAACGGAAGCUCGUCCAAUAAGGAAGAGGAAACGCAGCCCGAAGAGACGGCGUCUUCGUAAAACGUCUCGUCUGUCAGAGAGAGGACACGUUUUAUCCUGACGCGCACUUUUUAAAGACCUGUUUUAUUUUCGUUUAUCAGACGCCUAUAUUUGGUCGUGCCCCAUUUUUGUUGGACCUAAUGCUUUAUUCAUUUGUCUUUUGUGUUUUUCUUUUAUUUUGUCUUUUAUUUAUCUGGUGGAAAGUUGGAGAACUGUUGCUAGAAUUCACCAAAAAUCACGCAGGGUCACGUGACGAAUACACAAAAUAACGACGCGUUCAACACGCGAGCGCGUCAGAAUUAGUUAGUGAUCCGUUUGGGAGUAGGCUGCCUACGCAGGGCACCUGGAGUCUCCCCGGGUUCUGUGCUUUGGACCUGCUCGGGUAUGACGUAAUAAUAUCGUGAACCGUGAUGAUAAGAUAACGUGACUAUUGGACCCCCGUAGUCCGGUUCUGAUCCAAUAGAAUUCACUGGGAAGUAGGACGUUUUUAUUGUACUGUUAAUACAAAACUAAUAUCAGAGAUUUCCACACCUGUUCAUCUGUCGAGUCCGAAUCAGAGCCAAAUUGAUUCUUUUGAAUCGUUUGCUGUGUAGUGGUUCAGGUUCACACUGCACAUAUUUACAUAUCCAAAUUAAAUACAAACCAAAAAGAAAAAAAAAAACAUCUGAGGUGUGUCUAAGUAAGUGAUUUUUUAAAAUUUCCUCCUGGAGUUUGUGUCCCGUGGCUCAGUUUAGCAGCUCGUCAGAAUCUCGAUUCAGUUCCUGCAGUGAGUCGAUUCAGAGUCGACUCACUGGAGUUCACCUGGAAAGGGCCCGAGACGGUCAGGCGUAACAUGGUGGCUCGGUCCGGCUGGAGGCUCGCUCAGUAAACGCCACCUUGGCCAGUAAGAUAAGUGCGGAGGGCGAGCGGCAGCGCUGUGACGUGCGCGAUGUGUAACAGGUUAUCGACACGUGACUGUCGCUGAGAUUUCACCGCCGUGUUGGUGUUCAGACUCUCAGAGCGUUCGCGUGGAUCAGGAGUUAAAGGGCUGUAAAUCGCCGAACAAUGCGUAAGAGCACCGGUUCCAGAAAGAUUCCAUGUAUCCAUGACGACGGGAGCUCGGCGUGGAAACUCGGCGGCGUCUUUGUAAACGUCUGUCAGAGAGAGAGAACCGCUGUUAUUCUGACGCACACUUUUCGGGGUCCUGUUUUAUUUUGGUUUAUCAGACGCCCAUAUUUGGUCGUGUCCUGUACGUUAAAGGGCUGUAAAUCGCUGAGUAAAGAGCAAAAGCACCGCAUCCAGAAACAACUUCCCUCCCUCUCUGUAGUCGUGUUUCAGCCUCAAGCCCCGCCCUCAAGCCCCGCCCUCAGGGAAAGUCACCACGGCGAUGCUCUCAUCACAACACUGUGCUGAAGUUACAGGGUCGCGCCUCACUGAUCUCAUUAACAUAAACGUUCAAAUAAACAUAAACACCGGGCUUAUGUAGAUAGGCACUAUUCUGUAUUUUUUCCCGUUCUUUCGUUGUCUCUCCAUCCUUCUUUUCAUUCAUUCAUUCUUUCUUUCAGUUCAGUGUGUGCUGAUUAUCAGUUCCACAGUGUACUGCGAUAAUUAAAACACGAUAUUCAAGCUAGCAUGGAAACUCUGAUGUGAUGGAGAGGCGCUCCUAACCCUGUCCUGGUCACUUUAUUAUUAUUAUUAUUAUUAUUAUUAUUAUUAUUAUUAUUAUUAUUUUCUUAUCGUGAGCUGAAUUACUGACACGCCCGUAUCAGUUCGCUCUGUAAAACCCACCUGUUCUCAGGACGGUGGUUUGAGUACAGGUUUAAAUGAGUGUGAAACAGUUGAUCUCUCUGCGCUGUGGAGUGUGAUGUAAUUUAUAAUGUACAUAAAACAGGAGAUGUAUUGACAGACAUUGAUAUUGCACAACUGACGGCUUGAAAAAAGGAGAGAAAAAGAUGUAAAAUACUGUUAUUGCUUUUUUUUUUUCUUUGUUGAACGAGUGUUUCUGACCAGUCCUGUUUUUCCUUUCUGACUGUCGAGUGUGCAUGAGACGAGACGAUACGAUAUGAGACGAACUCUUCCUUUCAGAUUUCUAAACGAUCGCACAUGCGCUCAGAAAUCUCCGUGUUUAUGUAUAAUGCACAUAAUAUCCAGCUUCGGCAUUUAAACAUCUAAUGUGUGAGAUAAAUAUUUGCGUUAAAAAGAAACCCAAGCGCUUUAAAGUAGACGUGUGCUGAAAAUCAACUCAUCAGGAUGACGGGAUUCACCGGGAUGGAGGUUGGAAUUUUUCCCAUUCCCAGUUUAUCCCAUUCAGGAGGAGCGCAGCAUGCGUACUUCUCGGAAAGAGCAAUCCCAUGAUGCAAUUCACUGACAAACGUAAACUUUUUUUCCGAAUAAAAGGCGACGUUGUGCAGCAGACACUGAUAUCACUGACAUGGUUUUCUGUAAUCUAUGUAACAUUUAAGGAAGGAGUCUCCAGUGUCAGACUGUUUAUAGCUGCUAUAACGUAAGUGAGAACCCACCUUCCACAACAUUAGAUGUAACUAUAAACAGAUAAAAAGUACGUCGUUCUAUAAUUCAUAGCAGCUUGUAAUGGGUGUUAAGUUGCUGUGGUGUAAGAGGAAUAAAACACUUAGGGGUGUGCUGUUCGAGGAAAACAAUCAGCUUUGAGGAGGUAACAGUGACCCCGCUUCAUCACACCACACCGUCGUUGAUUAUUUUCCUGGAACAGAACCACACACACUGUUUUAUUCCUUCAUUUAUACCAAGGAUGAUGCUGAUAAACUCAGAUAUCGGCACAGGUCUAGUUUAAAGCUGCAGCGUCACUUUAAGGCUAUAGAGUGUAAAUUAUUAUUAAUUAUUAAGCUUUAAGAAAAAUACCAUAUUAAAUUCCAGUCUUUUUAUUUCUGCACGUUUUAGUGUCAUGUUUUGUUGUUGUUUUUUUUUCGUUUUUAAUACACCUCCUCGGGUGUUACAGCAGGAAACCCAAUAAUCUACUCUGUUGUUUUGACUCGGAGGGACGAGAGCGAGCGUCUUCACCGACUCGGAUCUGAGAUGCAAUAAGUCGAGUCCUGGAUGUUGAGUAACGAUGCUGAUGAUUCCUGGCUGAAAAUUCUCUCCAGUGCGGGUGGAAGUGCGCUUCGUUUAACUUGCAAAAUGUUGCUUCUUCACUGUUUUGUUCAAUUUUGCAAAAAACAAACAAACAAAAAAAACAAGUUCAUGUUUGAAGAAAUCAAUAAUUUCCUGUUUACUCCGUACUGUUACUGUUUGUGUUCAACUUUGUGCCGUAACUGAAGAGUGUAAAUGUGGGUGUGUCUGGGUGUGUGUCUGGGUGUGUGUCUGGGUGUUUAUAUGUGUCUGGGUGUGUGUCUGGGUGUGUGUCUGGGUGUGUGUCUGGGGGUGUGUUUGGGGGUGUGUUUGGGUGUCUGGGUGUGUGUCUGGGUGUGUGUCUGGGUGUGUGUUUGGGUGUGUGGCGUAUUUCAUUGCACCUUUUUUUUCUGGUUGAAUUUUUAAAAACAAAUUGCCUGCGAUUGAGAGCUGAACCCAAUACAUUUGCGAAACGCA